AUAUGAAACUGGUCUAUGCUGCCGAGGAUUUCCAGAGGGAGAGAGCGUCCUGGCCACCCAUCAUUCAUUAUAAUAUCCUGCGUCAAGUUGUUCGGAUCGUGACCCUAUUGGAGGAGGCCAUUCACGAGCAAAAUGGUCAGCAAACUACUAGACCGAGCAUGAGCAGCGAAGCCUCGACAACUGUCACCGGCACAGGGCGCCGGCAGUCCCUCGAUAAUCGGUUCAACACUGAACAUCAGGGCCUCUGCUUACGGCUGAAACCACUCAUGGACGUCGAAGCCACCAUGACCAAGCAUCUGCUCCAGUCGAUACACAGACGUGAUGGAGAGGAAGUAUGCGUCCAUUCCUACUUUUCUUGGAGAAAGUACUUUCACCCCAGCCAAGAUCCCGAGUACAAUGCCCGCAAUAGUCGGACCGUCGGUGAUUCUUUAAAGACCGAAGUCAGCACAGUCCUGAAUAACUCGCGUGGCUAUGUCCUUCGUCUCUGGAACGACCCUUGUGUCCGCAGGUUAUUACAUUCGCAAGCCAUUCAGCUGGAGCAUGAAGCAGGGUUCUUCCUCGACGACCUAGAGAGAGUGACUGCUCUGGAGUACGAACCAACGGAUCUUGAUGUCUGCAAGGCACGCCUGAGGACAGUGGGUGUUUCCGAAACCCAUUUAAAGAUCCUUUUCCUGAACAAAAUCGACUUGCUCAGGAAAAAGUUGGAGCAAGGCAUCGAAUUUAAUGCCUUCCUCACUGGCUAUACGGGGAGCAAUGAGAGCGAUGCUGUUGUCAAGCAUAUGAAGAAGAAAUUCCUCGCUGUAUACAAAGACGCUCAAGAAAAGCUCAAAGACGAAGACAAGGCGACAAAUCGCACUGUUUAUGUGUAUCCCACUUCUGCUCUUGACCUUCGCGCCACGCGUGGCAUAAUUUGUGAAGUUCAAACCUCUAUAUUGAGUCAACACCUGAAAACAAGCGCCAUG
Molecule: messenger RNA, 962 nt
Organism: Acaulospora colombiana
Lineage: Eukaryota; Fungi; Glomeromycota; Glomeromycetes; Diversisporales; Acaulosporaceae
Source: the annotation of a GenBank genome assembly